Molecule: messenger RNA, 600 nt
Organism: Cinclus cinclus
Lineage: Eukaryota; Metazoa; Chordata; Aves; Passeriformes; Cinclidae
Product: baculoviral IAP repeat-containing protein 5.1-like
Exons: 4
Coding region: 79-600 (173 amino acids)
Source: RefSeq, a predicted model, not a curated record
UGUGUCAGCAAUUAGCAACGGCCUUAAAUGUGAGAGCAGGAGGGAAGCUCUGCCUUCCACUGACUGCAGGCUUCACAGAUGGAGACCCUCUUGCAAGAGCUUAGCUCAGCUUCCAAGCUCUUAACUGACUUUAAGGAGAUGUAUGAGUAUGAGACCCGCUUAAAAACCUUCACUAAGUGGCCCUUCCAGGAGAACUGCAAGUGCACACCAGAGAAUAUGGCAAAGGCUGGCUUCAUCCACUGUCCAAAUGCAACUGAACCAGAUGUGGCCAAAUGUUUCUUUUGCUUGUUAGAACUGGUGGGCUGGGAACCAAAUGAUGACCCAUGGGAGGAACAUGCCAAACGUCACACUUGUGAGUUUUUAUCCCUUCCCAAGCACUUUGAUGAGCUGACAGUGGAGGAGUACUACAUGCUGGAGAUGACACGGCUGAGGACCUUCAUUUGCCGAGUCGGCAGGCGCGCGAUCGACUCUUUUCAAGAAGAAGCCGCGGCAACAAGGCAGAGGCUGGUGGAUUGCUUUGGCUCCAGACCCCGGCUCCCAGCACCGCUGCACGGGGAAUCGGCUGCUGGGCAAAAGGAGCCCGGGACAAGGGAGCUGUGA